Molecule: messenger RNA, 1578 nt
Organism: Bacillus rossius redtenbacheri
Lineage: Eukaryota; Metazoa; Arthropoda; Insecta; Phasmatodea; Bacillidae
Product: mucin-7-like
Exons: 6
Coding region: 103-1305 (400 amino acids)
Source: RefSeq, a predicted model, not a curated record
CUGUGACGUCACGCUAAUAAAAACGUAUCUAGUGUCUUAGCAGAAAGACUGUACGCUGCUGUCAGACUGUUGGUGUUCGUCGUUGGUGACAGCUAAUCCAAGAUGAACUCCGGGUGCCUGUUGACGCUCGCCAGCCAGCCCGUGGGUCAGCUGCUGCUCCAGAAAGCAGACUGGCUGCUGUCUGCCCUGCAGCGCACGGUGGAGAACAUUUGCGCCGCUGGUGGUGGUUCGGAAAGUGCCCAGGCGCACCCUGCGCCGGAAGUGACGUCACCUGGGGAGGAUCUGGCGAGGGCAGUCUCUCGUCCCGAGGACAAAGAAGGCCCCGGCGUAUGGAAGCACGUUUCUGAUUGGCUGGGAAGCGUUGGUGUCGCGCUUAACCCUGAGGCUUUGGUGAAUGUAUCCAAAGAAGGGAAGAAGGCGAUUAAAGAAUUAAAAAGUCGGGGAUUGAAGAAGAUGAAUGAAACUUCGAAACAACCAUCGUUCCAGCAAUCUUUUGUUACUCGAGUGCUGUUUUGGCCUGUCAUGUCUACAUGGCAAUAUCUGAACUCCAUUUCCGAACCGUAUGUCGCUUCUGAAACUGAGACGAUGGAACGCCCUCAGGGCGAAGAUGAGCGUCAGACUCGGAUAUCUGCCACUUAUGGAGCGAGCGAGGUCUACGAAUCGAAAAGCUAUAAAAGUUCUCCCAAAGACAAACUUGCAGAGGACGAGUUUCUACAGGCCGAAGUAACCAUUUCGACACAGCGUGGCAGCGAAGACAUUGUUUCUGUCCCAGAGGACGGUGUGUGUGCGCCGGCAGCGUCCAACCCUGCUCCGGAAUCGGCCAACCCUGCUCCGGAAGCGGCCAACCCUGCCCCGGAAGCGGCCAACCCUGCCCCGGAAGCGGCCAACCCUGCCCCGGAAGCGGCCAACCCUGCCCCGGAAGCGGCCAACCCUGCCCCGGAAGCGGCCAACCCUGCCCCGGAAGCGGCCAACCCUGCCCCGGAAGCGGCCAACCCUGCCCCGGAAGCGGCCAACCCUGCCCCGGAAGCGGCCAACCCUGCCCCGGAAGCGGCCAACCCUGCCCCGGAAGCGGCCAACCCUGCCCCGGAAGCGGCCAACCCUGCCCCGGAAGCGGCCAACCCUGCCCGGAAGCGGCCAACCCUGCCCGGAAGCGGCCAACCCUGCCCCGGAAGCGGCCAACCCUGCCCCGGAAGCGGCCAACCCUGCCCCGGAAGCGGCCCCCAUAGUCCCGCCUUCUCACGACGGCGAAAAUAUUCCACACAAAACCAAGCGUCGGAGCAAAUUCAUGGAGCUCUUUGCGUUUAAAGCGAAAAGUUCAAAGUGAAGUUCCGAGCCAAAUUUUAAAAAUGCAUUUAAUAUAGACAAAUAAGUUCCAAGUUUUAUGUCGGAGUUUGCUAUUCAAAGAAAAAAUGAAUUGAAGUUGCGUAGUUUUUAGUGAAGAAUUUUUAUUUACUUUUGCAUCAAAACUCUGUGUUUUUUAAAUGUACACAGUGAAGUCGAAAUUUGAUUGUAUUUUUCUAGUAUAAAUAUUAUUUUAGUAUAUACAUGUACAUAACAUGAGUUAACGUUUUAAUAUAU